AGGAGCAGGGAGCUUCCACCUGGGAGAGCUUGCCUUCCAGCCCACCCCCGCACCCCGUCCUCCUCCUCCUCCUCCUCCGCCGCCGCCGCCCUGACUCUCUGGCGCACAAAACAAGGAAAUGCAUUCAUAAAUGUCUUCGGAGCAAACCCACAGAGACUCCUAGGGAGAAAUAAAGGGGCAUCUUGAGGGGCUCCAGCCUCAGUUUUCCCCACCAGCGAAUUCCAGCCACAGCUACAGAACAACAUUCGUGAGAGCUUCAGGGUGUGUGGAGAGAUAAAGGAGGACCUUCAGCAGGACUCUUCUUAACCCUGAGAUAACUUCAUCAAGACGAACAAGAUGUCUCAUUUGGACAGACCUCAUCGAGAUAAAGAAUACAGACACAGGGAGAGCCCCAGCUCCAACAUCUAUACUGAAGAAAGAAGUAGGAAAUCAUACCCAUCAACUGGAAUGUCAUCACAAGGAACACUUUAUACUGAACAUUCAGGAUCUUCCACAGGUUUUACAGACCCUUACCAAAAACACCCAGCAUCAACUAAUGGACAUGUUGAUUCCUCAUCACCAUUUUAUCCUCCAAAAGAGAACUCUUCUGAUAAAUGCUCAAACCUGUGCUCCACAAGAGGUAUCUUGCAGUUUGUUGAAAUUACAGUCAACAUUUUGGUGCUGAUCUGUGUAGGAGCAGCCCAGGCCUCCAUUUCAGGUUUCACAACAAUGGGAGGUUUGGGCUCCUUCAACAUUGAUUCAAUGUACAGUCCAUUUGAAGGGGUUGAGCUCAAAGAAGCAAGGGACCUGGACAUGCAGUACAACCAGAUGAGAGCUCCCUGUGUGUACGGGGGAGUAGCCUUCUGCCUCACAAUGCUGUGCCUUACGCUUCUCUUCCUCAUCACCGGGGUAAAGCCCGUUUAUCGUCUCUCCGUCCGGGUGCUCAUCACAGAAUGUGUUUUUGACAUCCUAGCUUGCCUUGGCUACAUAGCAGCCGUAGGCCUCUACCUCCACUUUGUCAUUCAAAUCAAUUCGACUGAUGUGUGCAAAAGGAGAGAGCGUCUAUAUGCAAGGCGAGGGUAUACAUGGAUGAACUGUGGUGUGCAAGGUGGGGACGCUUCCGUGGCUCUCUUUGGCCUUGUGGCUGCUUGCCUCUAUUUCCCAAGUGCUGUGGUUUGCGUUUUCACCAUUCGAAGAGUACAGGAGUUUAAGAGAGAGGUUGCCAAGACUCAGUAUAACCUUGACAAAAACUACAGGGAGGAAGACCAUCACAAGGUUUAUAAGGUUCCCGAAAACAACCCCGCUGCUAGAACUUUUGCUACACUGGUGUAGCCCAUGCCAGCUACCCAAGAGAGCACUGCAAAGCAAACCUAUUGGGAACAGAUUUUUUUGUAUGUGUUACAGAAGCUAGCUAUGGUGUACUAAUCAGAAGUGAAGAUGCAUAGAACAAUAUUUUUUAAAAGAGACAGCUCUGCUAAUGGGCAGGAAUGCAUGGAAA
Molecule: messenger RNA, 1477 nt
Organism: Hemicordylus capensis (graceful crag lizard)
Lineage: Eukaryota; Metazoa; Chordata; Lepidosauria; Squamata; Cordylidae
Product: MARVEL domain-containing protein 3-like
Exons: 4
Coding region: 337-1311 (324 amino acids)
Cellular component (GO): membrane
Source: RefSeq, a predicted model, not a curated record